UUCAAAUAGUAGGCAUACACAGAACAUCUCUUUUUUAAGACGACAAAAUGUUGCGGCAGAAGCUUAAAAACUAUUUACCGUCUGUUUGGGAACAGCAACUGCGUCUCGUCCAAACUGCCAAGAAAGCGGGAGGUAGCAAAAAGCUGGGUCCCGAUAGGCCUCCCAUUAUCGAUCCGCCCAAGGGAUAUGAGCCCAAUUGCAAGACCAAAUUUGGUCCGCUGGACGAUUGUGAUCGUGUGUUUCAGAAUCUCUAUGGACGCCACGAUUGGCGCUUGCAUGGAGCAUGCCAACGUGGGGAUUGGCAUCGCACCGCUGAGUUGCUGGAGCAGGGUCCCGAAUGGAUCAUGAAGCAGGUAAGCAAGAGUGGAUUGCGCGGACGGGGAGGAGCUGGCUUCUAUGCCGGACUGAAGUGGGAAUUUCUACGCCAGACCAAGUCCGAGAAGGUGCCCAAAAUGGUCAUCGUGAACUGUGCAGAGGGAGAGCCCGGAACCUGCAAGGACCGUGAUAUCCUGCGACAUGAACCCCACAAACUGAUAGAAGGUAUCCUUCUGGUAGGUGUGGCCAUGGGAUGCGGUAGAGCCAUUGUGUACAUUCGAAAUCGCUUCUACAACGAGGCCUGCAACCUGCACUUUGCCUUGGCGGAGGCCUAUCAUCAUGGUUUGUUGGGAAACAGUGUCUGUGGCACGGGCAUCAAAUUCGAUGUGAUGGUCCAGCGUGGAGAUCGUUACUUAUGUGGCGAGGAAACCGCCAUGAUCAACUGUUUGAUGGGUAAACUGGGAAGACCACGACGUCGUCCGCCCUUCCUUACGGAAAAGGGCUACUUCGAGCAUCCCUGUUUGGUGAUCAAUGCCGAGUCGAUUGCAGUAGUGCCCACAAUUCUGCGAAGAGGUUCCCAGUGGUGGGCUGGAUUGGGUCGCAGUUACAACACGGGAACCAAACUUUACUGUCUCAGCGGUCAGGUGAAUAAUCCCUGCACUGUGGAGGAAGAGAUGUCCAUACCCCUGAAAGACCUUAUAGAACGACAUGCUGGUGGAGUAAAAGGUGGUUGGGACAAUCUCGCAGCAGUAUUUCCAGGUGGUUUGUCCACACCAUUGUUGGAUCCAUCAACAGCCGGAAAGGUUCUCAUGGAUUUCGAUAGUUUGACGGAUGCAGGCAGUGGUUUCGGGUGCGGAGCGGUUAUUGUGAUGACCAAGGACUGUGAUCCUCUGGCAAUAAUGUUGCGAUCAAUUCAGUUUUUCGAGAAGCACACUUGCAAACAGUGCUCCUAUUGUCGCGAUGGUGCCAUAUGGCUGCCGGAGAUAUUCGCCCGCUUUGUUAAGGGUCAGACACAUCCCCACGAGAUCGAUUGGACGCUGGUCAUUGCCGAUAAAAUGAGGAAUAGUAAGCCCAUUUGCGCACUCGCUUAUAGCCAAGUCAGCGUGGCCGAGAGUUUGGUUCGAAUGUUUAGCCGGAAGAUCGAGGAACGCCUUUUAAAAUAUGCCAAGGGUUCUUAAUAUAAGCAGACUAUAGAAAUUCGUAUUCAUUUAUUGAUUUUAGGUAAAUUGAAAUAAAUUCUUAAUAUCUUGG
This is a messenger RNA of Drosophila melanogaster (fruit fly), 1566 nucleotides long. It is a transcript of the gene ND-51L2, whose product is annotated as NADH dehydrogenase (ubiquinone) 51 kDa subunit-like 2. Gene Ontology annotation, biological process: proton transmembrane transport. The record is from RefSeq and is marked reviewed. Bases 48 to 1493 code for a protein of 481 amino acids. NCBI's taxonomy places the organism in Eukaryota, Metazoa, Arthropoda, Insecta, Diptera, Drosophilidae. Gene Ontology annotation, molecular function: 4 iron, 4 sulfur cluster binding. The transcript has a single exon.